Messenger RNA from Acaromyces ingoldii, 1650 nucleotides. RefSeq lists its product as hypothetical. Lineage: Eukaryota; Fungi; Basidiomycota; Exobasidiomycetes; Exobasidiales; Cryptobasidiaceae. The transcript is spliced from 4 exons. Gene Ontology annotation, biological process: glycolipid biosynthetic process. Gene Ontology annotation, cellular component: plasma membrane; mitochondrion; lipid droplet. The record is from RefSeq and is a predicted model, not a curated record. Bases 167 to 1432 code for a protein of 421 amino acids.
CGAACACCCAGGUGCUGUGGAGGCGCGAAGGCGAGGGAAGAAUCGCCGAGGAGCAAGCGAGCGCACGGGUGGGAUCUUGCUCUUCGGGGCUCCUCUUUCACAAGUGCGGAACGACGGGACUGAACCCUCUUCCUUCUGUUCCUCCAACAAGGAAACCUCGUCGACAAUGGCUAGUCAACACAAGUACGAUGUCGUCGUCUUUGGCGCCACGGGCUACACGGGCAAGAAGUGUGCCGCGCACCUGUCCAAACACCCAGGCUCGCCCCGCUGGGCCAUUGCAGGCCGCUCGUCCUCGCGACUCGAAUCGCUGCGAAAGGAACUGAGCCUCUCGAGCGACGUUGGAACCAUCGUCGCUGACACGUUCGACGCUGCGUCUGUCCGUAGCAUGGUGACCCAGGCAAAGUGCCUCAUGAACGUCGUCGGACCCUUUCGUCUUCUCGGCGGCGAGGCCAUUGCGACUGCCUGCGUGGAAGCGGGCACACACUACUUGGACCUGAGCGGCGAAACCCUCUUCAAUGCGUCGCUGAUCGAAAACCUCGGAGAAAAGGCCAAGCAGAAGGGCGUCAUCCUGGCUCCAUCUGUGGGCCUCGAUUCGUUGCCAUUCGACCUUGCAACUUACCUUGCCGUGCAGCAGCUCAAAAAGACGGGGGCCCAGGUUGGCCGCGUUGACACUGCCUUUGUCGCAAAGGGCUCGCUAUCAGGAGGCACCAUUCUCUCUGCCUGCGACAUGGCUGAAGUCGACCGUGAUCAGCUCCUCGACGUUCGACCCGACUGGCUCAGCCCCUUAAAAGGAGCAUACGAGCCUAUUCGCUUCGGCGCUGCCAUGUGGAUGCCCCAGUUCCGUCGCUACGGCAUCCACACGCCCUUCACCCCGCACAACCACCGCAUUGUCAACCUCUCACACGGGCUCCUGGAGCAGUCCAAGUCCGAGGAGGCCUACGGACCCAAGUUCAGCUACCGGGACGCCUUUGUCGUCCCUGGUCCUCGACCUCUCGUCUUCCUCAUUGGAUACUUUCUCCAAUUCGUGCUCCUUUGCCAGGUCCACCUCGCCCCCGUCCGUUGGGCCCUGCGCAAGAUUCUCCCGCCCAACUACGGCCUGUCGGACGAAAAGCUUCGCUACCCACACGCGUUCCUGGAUGUCCGAGCUGUCGCCUACCCCGCCGGCGCGUCCGGCUCCUCUACUGCGGGCGCGGCCGAGGCACGCCUGUAUAUCCCCCACGACGGCGGCUACGUCGGUGCCGCCGAGAUGAUGUCCGAGGCGGCGCUGCUCAUUGCCGAGGGCACCGGCCUGUCGAAGCUCGCAAAGCAAGGAGGUGUCCUCACGGGCGCGACCAUUGGCGCCAAGGGCCUCGUCGAGCGACUCACCCGGUACGCAGACUUCAAGUUCGACAUCGGUCCGUACAAGGACCGGGACAGCAAGAAGACCAAGUAGUGGGACAAAAGGCACAUGGGCAGAUUGUUGCGACGUCGUUUGAAGGGCAUUACUUUAUAUUGGAUUAUGUUGACACAUUUGCGAGGGCGCGCGGACGAGAGAGAGAGAGAGAGGGGGGGAGAGUGAGGGGAAAGGAGGAAGAGAAAGAGAGAAACCAAACGUCCCAGAGUUCCGUGAUAGUAAAUGAGAUGCUAGGAAUGGGGCAAAGGUAGCAAAGU